AUGUCUUCUCAACCGGUCAGGGAAGCUGCUUUGAAGCUCGUUAAAGGUUUGGAACAGUUACCCCUGGAACGAAUCAAACAUAUCGUUUCUUUGAAAGAAUCUCAAAUAGAAAGAUAUUCACCAGUAGCCGGAUUAGGGUCAUCAAAAAACGAUGGGAAGGCCAAACCAUCGCUGGAAGAUAUCAAGGAUAUAAUUAGCAGGACUUCAGGACCUUUAGGUAUGCAAAAGGAUGCUUUGAAGAAAAUUCAAGCCGCGUUGCCACAGGAACAAUUCACUGUGGACGGUAUCCAAGAACAGAUCAGAUCGUUACAAGCUUUGCUUUCAAACAAGAAUAAGAACUACUACGAUGUGGGAGAUAAGCUAUACAAACCUGCGGGAAACCCGAUUUAUUACCAACGUUUGUUGGACGAAAUCGAGGGAAAGAAAAAGGAAACCUUUCUCACAGCUUUAAGAACAGUUCUCUUCGGUAAAUGA
This is a messenger RNA of Lachancea mirantina, 474 nucleotides long. The record is from the annotation of a GenBank genome assembly. NCBI's taxonomy places the organism in Eukaryota, Fungi, Ascomycota, Saccharomycetes, Saccharomycetales, Saccharomycetaceae.